This is a messenger RNA of Boleophthalmus pectinirostris (great blue-spotted mudskipper), 1001 nucleotides long. RefSeq lists its product as uncharacterized. The record is from RefSeq and is a predicted model, not a curated record. The coding region runs from base 49 to 819 and encodes 256 amino acids. NCBI's taxonomy places the organism in Eukaryota, Metazoa, Chordata, Actinopteri, Gobiiformes, Gobiidae. The transcript is spliced from 3 exons.
AUUUAUCAUGUUUCUAAUAUUUGUUCUUUCUUAAUAGGAUAUGUCACCAUGCUAUGCAUUUGGGGAGACCAAAGCAGCUAUCCAUCAGACACAAAUCUAUUUUCAAGGUCAAAAUUAUCACUGAGGAAGUGGAUGCAUUUCAUUUUCAGAUUUUGUCAAGGAUUAAGGCUAAGACAAAUAGACAUGAUGGAUGACUCAGUGCCUGCCAGUUCAGCAACACUUACAAGAAUGGCCAAAAAAAUAAGAGAUGUGUGUUGGACAGCAAUGCAAAAGCUGAGGAGACAAACUGGCCAGAUGAUUGGAGGAAGAAGAGAAUUUGUAGCAAUAGAUGAAAGCUAUUUUCGACACAAACGAAAGUACGGAAAGGGCAGAAUGGCCGGUGGAUGGAAGAGGAAGAGAUGGGUAUUUGGAAUGUUGGGUGUGCAAAAUAAUGGUGAAAGGAAGCCAGUUCUACGGCUUGUAGAACGCAGAUCAAGGAAGCAUUUAGUCCCCAUCAUUGCUCGGCAUGUGAGAGUAGGCUCGUCUGUUAUCAGUGACGAAUGGCGAGCAUAUCGGAUUUUGCCUCAGUUGGGAUACCACCAUUACACAGUUAACCACAGCAGGAGUUGGGUAGCUCCAAACACAGGUGCCCAUACGCAACAUAUUGAGAGGGCAUGGCGCUCUUACAAAGAGCAGGUCUGGAGGCUGAGGGGGAAUAGAACAGAUAAUUUGUUAUCUGAGCACAUUGCUGUAAUUGAGUGGAUGGAAUGGCUGGCCAGAAAACAUGUUGAUGGGCCAUUAGGAAGGUUGAUCUAUGAUAUAGGGAAACAAUUCAAGUGAUCUGUAGAACCUUGUGGUUAUCAUUGUGGUUUCUUGAUGUUUAUUUAUCUUUUUUUUUUUUUUUUUCAAAUUAAUAUUUGAAACAUUUGGGAUUAAAAUCUGUAACAUUCUCUUGCCCAUACAUGGCCCAGAAUCGGUCUGAUGCAGAAUAAGCCCUUCUUUCAGUACCAAUGGUUUCCACU